UGGUCUCAGCUCCGGCCUCAGGUCCGGCGCCGUCACCGGCUCCAACGCCGCCGCAGUCGUCACAGCCACAGCCAGCACGGCAGCCGCUGGUGCCACCCGUGGCCCCUGCCGUGGCCCUCUCUGCGGCCCCGCCCCCCGUCUCCAGCUCGGGUGCUCCUUCGUCUAGCCCUUCCGAGUGGAGCUCCCAGUCUCAGUGGCACGGCUCCUCGCACCCAGUUUCCAACACCCCGUCGUCAAAUGUGUCCAGCCGGGGAUUGACUGGGUCCUGGGUCGCUGGUGUGCCCUCUCACUUAAGUAGCGGUUCUGAGCAGGCGGCUGGCCCAGAGGCCAAGAGUGGCUCCUGGAGCUUCAGUGCCCCUGGCCUUAGCCACCCUCCUGCCACAUAUGCCUCCAGCCCUGACCUUAGCAUGUUCCAGUCAUUGGCAGGGGAAUCCCUCCAGCCUUUGGAGUCCUCUCGGAUUUCGGUACACGGGUCCUCCUUGACUUCUGUACUUAGCACUCCCCAAGGGACGUUACAAGGGUCCAUGCCCUCCUCAGUGGCCGGCACCCCCCAAGGGUCGGGCCCAGAUCCCUCCAUCUCUUCAAGGUCCAGCUAUCCUUGGGUGUUGGUUUCAUCAGGAUUUCAGGGAUCCCCAGAUUCUUCCCAACUGUCGGUACCAACACCUCCUACACCCAGUAAUACUCCCCGAGUGUCAUCACAAGACACCACUCCCUAUCUGUCCAGCUACCCUUGGAUGAGCAUACCAGUAUCUUCUCCACCCUAUUUUCUUUCUCAACUGUCGGUACAAGGACCUCCGACACCCAGCAAUUCUCUAACAACUGGAGUAGGGUACUUCAUACCCUCACCGGCGGCCAGCUCCCCAACAGGUUCUAUACAAUUUCCUUUUGUACCCACUAACACCCCUCGAUUGUCUGUAGAAGAGCCCUCAUCAUUCUUAGGGCCAGGCUAUCCCCGGGUAGCUCUAGAAAGAUCAGCUCCGCCCCCAGGCGCUCCCCUAGUGUCAGCACAAGGGGCUGCCCCGCCCUCUGGGCCCGGCUCUCCCCGGGUAAGGGUGGAAAGAUCGGCUCCGCCCCCAGACUCCCAGCAAGAGUCACUAGAAAGGUCUGUUCCAACCUUCACAUUCGGCACUUGGAUACCCACGCCUCUGGAGCAUCCCAACCAAAGCAUGGCGAACCGGGAGAAGGCGAAUCUUACAGGCCACAUGUUCGACGUAGUCGUGGUUGGAGGCGGUAUCUCAGGAUUGGCUGCUGCUAAACUCUUGUCUGAAUAUGAUAUUAGUGUUUUGGUUUUAGAAGCCCGGGAUAGAGUUGGAGGAAGAACAUAUACUGUGAGGAAUGAGCAUGUUAAUUGGGUAGAUGUUGGUGGAGCCUAUGUAGGACCAACCCAGAACAGAAUCUUACGUUUGUCUAAGGAAUUAGGCCUAGAGACUUAUAAAGUAAACAUCCGUGAGCGCCUAGUUCAAUAUGUCAAGGGGAAAUCUUAUCCAUUUCGGGGAGCAUUUCCACCUGUGUGGAAUCCCAUCACAUACCUGGAUUAUAACAAUCUGUGGCGGACAAUGGAUAAAAUGGGAAUGGAGAUCCCAGCUGACGCACCAUGGGAUGCCCCUCAUGCUGAAGAAUGGGACAAGAUGACUAUGAAAGAUCUCUUUGAUAAAAUCUGCUGGACAAAGACUGCUAGGGAGUUUGCUACUCUUUUUGUGAACAUCAAUGUCACCUCUGAGCCUCAUGAGGUUUCUGCUCUGUGGUUCUUGUGGUAUGUGAAGCAGUGUGGUGGUACCACUCGGAUAUUCUCAGUCUCCAAUGGAGGCCAGGAACGGAAAUUUGUAGGUGGAUCAGGCCAGGUGAGUGAGCGGAUAAUGGACCUCCUUGGGGACCGAGUGAAGCUAAGCCGUCCUGUUACCUAUAUUGACCAGUCAGGGGACAACGUCAUUGUAGAGACGCUGAAUCAUGAAGUUUAUGAGUGCAAAUACGUAAUUAGUGCCAUCCCUCCGACUUUGACUGCCAAGAUCCACUUCAAACCAGAACUUCCACCAGAGAGAAACCAGUUAAUUCAGCGUCUUCCAAUGGGGGCUAUCAUUAAGUGCAUGAUGUAUUACAAGGAACCUUUCUGGAAGAGAAAGGAUUACUGUGGCUGCAUGAUCAUUGAAGAUGAAGAAGCUCCGAUUUCAAUCACCCUGGAUGACACCAAACCAGAUGGAUCACUGCCUGCCAUCAUGGGCUUCAUACUUGCCCGGAAAGCUGACCGGCUUACCAAGCUCCAUAAAGAAAUAAGGAAAAGAAAAAUCUGUGAACUCUUCGCCAAAGUGCUGGGAUCUGAAGAAGCCUUACAUCCUGUGCAUUAUGAGGAGAAGAACUGGUGUGAGGAGCAGUAUUCUGGAGGCUGCUACACAGCCUACUUCCCCCCGGGGAUCAUGACGCAGUAUGGCAGAGUGAUUCGACAGCCAGUAGGCAAAAUUUACUUUGCUGGCACAGAAACUGCCACACACUGGAGUGGCUACAUGGAAGGAGCAGUUGAAGCUGGAGAACGAGCAGCUAGAGAGAUCUUGAAUGCUGUAGGGAAGGUGCCCAAGAAAGACAUAUGGCUUCAAGAACCUGAAUCUAAGGAUGUUCCAUCAUUUGAGAUCACCCACACCUUCUUGGAGAAACACCUGCCUUCCGUGCCUGGGCUGCUGAAGAUCAUUGGUUUUUCUUCUGUAGCUUCCAUCUGUAUUGUAUUAUACAGAUUCAAACUGUUCCCACGAUACUGAAAUUCCACUGUCCAGCUUCCUGCUUACUCGUCCUUAGUAUUAUAACUAUCAAAAAGAAAAUGUGGACGAGUUACAGGUUGUAUCAUUGGGCCAUUUAAGUGCACUUGAUUUAGCCCCCCCCCAUCACCCAGUUUAAUCUCAGUUGCCAUUAAAAACAACCCAAAGAAUCACCUUUGAAGUAAGAUCAAAUUCUUGGAGUAAGAUCAAAUCUUGGCUGUGUAGACUAAGUGGUGUUGGUUGGUAGACUAAGCCUAUGUGAGUGUUCUUAAUUUCAAAAAGUUGAAGUGCUUGUGAAAAACUAUGUCUGUGUCCUGUUUUUCUGACCUGUAAUGCAAAAUACCUGAUGACUUCAGAAAUAAAGCAUUUGACUUUG
This is a messenger RNA of Perognathus longimembris pacificus (Pacific pocket mouse), 3120 nucleotides long. RefSeq names its product amine oxidase [flavin-containing] A. NCBI's taxonomy places the organism in Eukaryota, Metazoa, Chordata, Mammalia, Rodentia, Heteromyidae. Gene Ontology annotation, molecular function: oxidoreductase activity. The record is from RefSeq and is a predicted model, not a curated record. The transcript is spliced from 15 exons. Bases 408 to 2747 code for a protein of 779 amino acids.